AUGGAUUUGAACAGCACUAAAAGUGAGUUUUUAAUCCAUGAACAUAUCCUCCAUACCCCUCUUCCCAUUUUCUCUUCAUCGGGCAUACUACAAAAAGAAACCUGCCAAGGCAGGAUUAUUUACAACCAGAGUCAAAAGGAUAUCCUCCAAGAAUGGUUUAAACAAAACCCUUACCCUGACAGAGCUACCAGGAAACAAUGGGCCAAAGAAAUUGGUAUUUCGGAUUCCAAAAUUCAGGUCUGGUUUAAAAACCACAGAUAGAAACAGAGACAAUUGGAAUUGGGAUGCUCCUUAGGAAAAGACAAAACCCAAGGACAACACCAUCAUCAGUCUUGGACUCAAGGUGAAAAAAAAAACCACUGGCUCAAAUGCAUUUCUUCAGCGGGUCCCAGUGAAAAUGGAAACAACUCGAAUACUUACCAACAGCAGCCAGACAAGACUGUCCCAAGAUCUCAAUCACAAGUCCUACUUCAAGCCUUUGAGAGGAACCGAAUGCUUGAUAUUACAACCAGGAAAAAACUGGCCAAAAAAACAGGCAUUCAGGAACCAAGAAUUCAAAUGUGGUUUCAGAACCAAAGAUCCCUAUACCCAGGGCAGAGCAGAAGUGAGUCCAUGAAUUCCUUGGCAGAUGGCCCAAAUGGAAGACCAGAUCUGACAGCUCAACAGUACCAAAUUCAUUUGUCCACUCCCCUGGGCAGGUCUCAUCAAUUUGCUUUCUCCAAUUCUUUCAGCAGGAACCAAACAUUUCUACCUGCUCCUGUCCCUUGUGUGAGCCAAGGACCAAGUGUCAUGAUAGUGCAGCCUACACAGGCUACGCAGGGAGAGAUUCUCUACUGACCCUUAGGAACUACCUACCAAUAUGCUCAACUUCAGGAGGGGACCUCUGACACUCAGACCCUUUUCUGGUUCCCAAACCAAGAAAAAUGCCAGAAUCACAUAGAACAGACUGGCACAGGAGUAUUGCAGUUGAAGGACUAUUCUGAGCCUCGGCCUGAGCAUCAACACCAGUCGCAGGAUCUGCCACAGGUGGACAUAACUCACGUUCUGCAAAGGUGGGAUGAGGUCUGCCAGGCUCUGAUAGCAAAAUGGGAUCCUCAAGAAGGUACAUACUGAGAUACACACGGCUACAGCACACAGUCAGGUGAAGAACUAGCCCACUCCCUCAGCCAACUGCACCAGCAAUGUGUAGAAACCUCAAGCCUUAUGUCAGCUCCUGUUACCCACAGAUGUUGAGGGAAAAGUUACCUUUUCUGAGUCCCAAUCCACAGA
This is a messenger RNA of Lutra lutra (Eurasian river otter), 1269 nucleotides long. RefSeq names its product double homeobox B (gene DUXB). NCBI's taxonomy places the organism in Eukaryota, Metazoa, Chordata, Mammalia, Carnivora, Mustelidae. Gene Ontology annotation, molecular function: DNA binding. The record is from RefSeq and is a predicted model, not a curated record.